Molecule: messenger RNA, 1187 nt
Organism: Nematolebias whitei (Rio pearlfish)
Lineage: Eukaryota; Metazoa; Chordata; Actinopteri; Cyprinodontiformes; Rivulidae
Gene: myoz1b
Product: myozenin 1b
Exons: 6
Coding region: 113-859 (248 amino acids)
Cellular component (GO): Z disc; actin cytoskeleton
Molecular function (GO): actin binding; telethonin binding; FATZ binding
Source: RefSeq, a predicted model, not a curated record
CACUGUCUUGCGGGGCAUAGAAGAGGGCAGACAGUACCACACAAGCUCUGGGACUGGAGAACCCUGUUGAUCUGGGACCUUCCUGUGGGAUACCUGACGUUGCACAGCAGCCAUGCCUUUUGCAGAUCCUGUCCCUUCGAACAAGAGGAAGGCGGUCAGCAAGAUCAUCACAGACCUGUCCAACCUCAGCCAGAAAGAGGAUGAGUUGGACCCCGAUGCAGCUGAAUUUGAUCUGGGCACCAAGAUAAAGACUCCCAAGGAUGUGAUGCUGGAGGAGCUGUCCCUGAUGAAAAACAAGGGAUCCAAGAUGUUCCAGAUGAGGCAGCAGAGAGUUGAGAAGUUCAUCGUGACUAACGAGAACCUGCAGAACCUCCAGAACCUGCUCACAAUUCCUCCCCCUGUUCCACCAAAGCCUGAAAUGCCAAAAGCAGAAAAGGUGGAUGAAACAGUGAAUGAUGAGGAAGAAAAGGCAAAGAGGAGAAAGGAGUAUGCACCUACCUACGUGUCGCCAUGGGAACGGGCCAUGCUCAACAACGAGGAGCUGAAAGCCACCAUGAAGCCUCUCAUGCCAGGACCCAUCCAAAUCCACCCAGACCUGCCUCAGUACAAGAGCUUCAACAGGACGGCGCUGCCAUACGGCGGCGUCGACAAGGCGUCCAAGAUGCUGACCUUCGAGCUCCCAGAGCUCAGCAAUGCUGGCGAGGAGCCCGAGCCUCUCCCCGCCCAGCAGGCCGACAUCCGCUCUCGGCCCUCGUUCAACCGCACGCCCAUCGGCUGGGUCUGCAGCGAAGACAGCGCACUCAUCCACACGGACCUGGAGGCCAAGGCCCCCUUUGACGGGGAGACUGAUGACCUGUGAUCCCCCCCCCCCCCCCCCCCACACACACACAUGCAGACCUGAGCCUAUUUACAACAUAAGCAGUCAGAAACACACACCAAGUGAAACUCACACAUGAAGAAUGCACUUUCAGCUGUGUGAAGACACGAAACCAACAGACUGACGACUUGUCAUAAACACCGAGAAGAUUCUCCUCGUUAGAACUGCAGAGAAAAACACAAUGAAAAGAAGAAAGUAUCUCCUGUCUUAACCCUUAAUAAAAGUCUUGAUGUCAGAUCUGAGUGAACAGCUACGGAGAAGCACUCUGCACUCUUAAAACAAAGUAAAUGUGCAAUAAAUGUCCCCUUUA